This is a messenger RNA of Linum trigynum, 2939 nucleotides long. The record is from the annotation of a GenBank genome assembly. NCBI's taxonomy places the organism in Eukaryota, Viridiplantae, Streptophyta, Magnoliopsida, Malpighiales, Linaceae.
GUCAUUUGAACCUGUGUCUAAGACCUCCUGAUUAGUUAGUGAUGACACCCCAUAUGUGAACUCUAGCAUUUAGAGGCUGCCAUCAUGGUGAAGAGAUGAUAGGGAUUGAGAGAAAUAGCAUGCGCAUCUUUCGCAUCAAAUUGUCCUGACCCCACUGGUCGAGAGUGAGUGAUUCAUUUUCAUUUUCUAUAUGCUCUUGUACCCCGGUGAGGACCUAGAUUGCUCGGUCUCUAUUCUGAUGUCUUGAGUUGAAUGCAUGAGUUGACUGUUUUGAGUAAGUGGUUGAAUCAAGUCUAGGUUGGCCAGUGAACAGAAGGGAGACUCUUCCUUUACUCGAUUUGCUGCACUCGAAUGUCCUUUGUGGUGGUUGUCCAGGUUGUUAUUGAGGUUGUGCAUGUAUUGAUGUUUGAAAACCAGUGCGAUUCACGUGUUCUGUGCCUUUAUGACUUGUCCCCAAUGUUGGUUGAUUGAAAUGUGUAAGCUUACCUAGUGUCUGACUUGGUUUACUUGGGGACAAGCAAACGGUUAAGUGUGGGGGAGUUUGAUAGACCGUCAUUUACACAUGUUUUUACCCCCGUUCUUACACCGUUUGAGGUGUUGAUUCUCGUGUUUUAGGCCGAUUUCACGCUAGGUUGUGCUUGUUUGUGAUAUUUCAGGUCCUAGUACGUGAAUGAAGGCUUAGGAGCGAGUCUGGGGUCGAUUGGACGAAGAACGGACGAAUGGCGAGGUUUUUGGGGAGCUGCACGGGCAGACCAGGGAGGCUGCACGGCCGUGCACGGUUGCAAGCUGGCCGUGCGCCUCAUGCCGGGGAGCUGCACGGGCAGGCCCUGAAGAUUGCACGGCCGUGCACCUGGCCGUGCAAGAAGCCUGAGUUCGACUUAAGGGAUACGCUGCGUUUCAUGGUGCACGGCCAGAAUGGUGAGGUGCACGGCCGUGCACCCUGGCCGUGCAACUCGGGAAACCCGGUUUUAAAGCCUAAUCCGAGCCAGAAGUGAGAGGACAGUGUUUUUCAAAGCAAAAACAGAGCCCUAGAGAGAGAAAGUACGAAGAACACAUCCUAGAAGCUGUCUUAGAGCUGGAUUUCAUCGAAUCGAGCCUGGAGAUCGUCAUAGGAGUGAAAAUCAUCGUCCCGGAGCAGAUUAUCCUCAUCGUUAUGAGUAUGACUAAUCCGAUUCUUGUUUUCUCUUCUCUCUCUAUGGAGUAGAACCCUUCUCUCACUUGGGGAUGAAGAACCCUAGUUCUAUGUGUUAGGGAUUGAUUGUAAUGACUUGGGAUGAUAUUACUGUUUGGUUUUAAUCGAUUGAGACAUGCUUUAUUGAGUCAAUUGAAUCUUGAUCAAAUUCUCUUGAUUUCUGCUUUAACCUAUGAUAGAUAGAAUCUGAUUAGGUUAAGAGAGCUUCCUUGAUUGAUAGUGGUGAAUUGGUUAUACGAGAGUUAGCCAGUUUACUGCUCUGUACUGGAAUCUAAUUCCAGUAGUGAAUUUCUGUUCUUACUGCUUCAGCUUUCUAUCCCGGUGAAGACUAGUCGUCUGCCGGGUAGUUAGACUGAGAGGGCUUGGUCAGCUUAAGAGAUUCCAAGCUACUGCCGGAUCUUCCGCAGUCUAAUCAACAGUAAAUCAACCCAGGGAAUUGCAAUUGAACCUAACUAAGGAGCUAGGGGGAUUCAUUCCCGAGUGACUCUUUCCUGCUUAAGAAAACCGAAUAAUUUCCUGCUUUAUUUCUGCUUUUAGUUUAAACAACAAUCACUUACUCUAGUUGGCUAGAUAACAGAGAAUCACUGAGUAAGCAGUAGAUCUAGACCCCGGGUUGAUAAUAUAACUUGCCUGUUACUGCAUUCCCGGUCUGCGAUUACACUUGGUCGCAGAUUGGUGUUGUGUUUUGGCGUGUCACUAUUCUCCACCGAUAAUGAAGUAUAUUGAUCCUAUUCUCCACGGACGAUAAGUCCAUUAAGCAUCGAUUUGGGCCAAUUUAUUUUCAUAUGGCAUUUUUGUAAUUCUAGGGCGACGAAAGGCCAUUUUCUUUGGAUUUUGAAGGUUACAGAUCACGGAUUUGGACUGAGGCUACCCUUCAACGAUGAUAAAGUCCAUUAAGAACCGAUUUGGGGGGAUUUAUUCCGGGUCAAUUUUUGGCAGAUUCCAAGGGGUACCAUCAUAGAUUUCUGGAGAUUUUUCCGAAAUGUCAUUUUCUUUCAAUUCUGGAGGCUGCAGAUCAUGAAAUCGGGUCGAGGCUAUUCUCCACCGAUAAUGAAGUAUAUUGAUCCUAUUCUCCACGAAUGAUAAGUCCAUUAAGCACUGAUUUGGGCCAAUUUAUUUUCAUAUUACAUUUUCGUAAUUUUUUGGGCUACUAAAGGCCAAUUUCUUUGAAUUUUGAAGGCUACAAAUCACGAAUUCGGCCUGAGGCUAUUCUUCAACAAUGAUUAAGUCCAUUAAGUAUCGAUUUGUGCGAAUAUUUCGGGACAAUUUUUGGCAGAUUCCAAACGGGUACCAUCACAGAUUUCGUGUGAAUUUUCCGAAAUGCCAUUUUCUUCCGACUAUGGAAGCUUCAGAUCAUUGAAUCAGGCCGAGGCUGUUCACCACCGAUAAUGAAGUCUAUUGAUCCUAUUCUCCACGGAUAAUAAGUCCAAUAAGCACCGAUUUGGGCCAAUCUAUUUUCAGAUGGAAUUUUUGUAAAUUUUUGGGCGACGAAAGGCCAUUUUCUUUGGAUUUUGAAGUCUACAGAUCACGGAUUCGGACUGAGGCUACCCUUCAACGAUGAUAAAGUCUAUUAAGCACCGAUUUGGGCGGAUUUAUUCGGGGUCAAAUUUUGGCAGAUUCCAAAGGUGUAUAAUAACAGAUUUUGGACGAUUUUUCCAAAAUGCCGUUUACUUUCGAUUCUGGAGGUUGCAGAUCACAAAAUCAAGUCGAGGCUAUUCUCCACCGAUAAUAAAGUCUAGUGAUCAUA